Coregonus clupeaformis (lake whitefish) is the source of this 3663-nucleotide messenger RNA. RefSeq names its product potassium/sodium hyperpolarization-activated cyclic nucleotide-gated channel 3-like. Lineage: Eukaryota; Metazoa; Chordata; Actinopteri; Salmoniformes; Salmonidae. The coding region runs from base 1 to 3663 and encodes 1220 amino acids. The record is from RefSeq and is a predicted model, not a curated record. Gene Ontology annotation, biological process: monoatomic ion transport; transmembrane transport. Gene Ontology annotation, cellular component: membrane. The transcript is spliced from 11 exons. Gene Ontology annotation, molecular function: monoatomic ion channel activity.
AUGGGCCCGGAAACCACGACGACCACAGCUUGUAACACCGUGGCGGGCACGCCGGAGAUGGGGAGUCUGUCUGGGACGGGGGGCAUGGGGGGGGUUGGGAUGGGUCUGGAUGGGGAGGACUACAGCUACUCCAACCAGUCCACCUUCAUCCAGAGACAGUUUGGAGCCAUGCUGCAGCCGGGGGUCAACAAGUUCAGCCUGCGCAUGUUUGGGUCCCACAAGGCCGUGGCCAUGGAGCAGGAGAGACUCAAGUCAGCAGGGGAGUGGAUCAUACACCCCUACAGCGAUUUCAGGUUCUACUGGGACCUGAUCAUGUUGUGUCUGAUGAUGGGGAACCUGAUCAUCCUGCCAGUAGGGAUCACCUUCUUUAAGGAUGAGAACACUCCUCCCUGGAUCAUCUUCAACGUGGUCUCUGAUACUCUCUUCCUGGUCGACCUGGUCCUCAACUUCAGGACCGGUAUCGUCAAGGAGGACAGCACUGAGAUACUGCUAGACCCCAAGGCUAUCCGUCAGCGCUACCUAAAGAGCUGGUUCGCGGUGGACUUUGUGUCGUCCAUCCCUGUGGACUACAUCUUCCUGAUGGUGGACCUGGAGGCCCGGCUGGACUCAGAGGUUUACAGGACGGCCAGGGCCCUCCGCAUCGUACGCUUCACCAAGAUCCUCAGCCUGCUACGCCUGCUGCGUCUGUCACGACUCAUACGCUACAUCCAUCAGUGGGAGGAGAUCUUCCAUAUGACCUAUGACCUGGCCAGUGCCAUGGUGAGGAUAGUCAACUUGAUAGGCAUGAUGCUGCUGCUGUGCCACUGGGACGGAUGUCUACAGUUCCUGGUUCCCAUGCUGCAGGACUUCCCCCUGGACUGCUGGGUCUCCAAGAACAACAUGGUGAAUGAUACGUGGGGGAUCCAAUACUCAUAUGCCCUGUUCAAGGCGAUGAGCCACAUGUUGUGUAUUGGCUACGGUGCCCAGGCUCCAGAGGGCAUGACAGACGUGUGGCUCACCAUGCUCAGUAUGAUCAUUGGUGCCACCUGCUAUGCCAUGUUCAUCGGCCAUGCCACCGCUCUCAUACAGUCCCUGGACUCCUCACGACGACAGUACCAGGAGAAAUAUAAGCAGGUGGAGCAGUACAUGUCGUUCCAUAAGCUCCCUGCAGAUGUCCGUCAGAGGAUUCAUGAGUACUACGAGCAUCGCUUCCAGGGCAAGAUGUUUGACGAGGAGAACAUACUGGGUGAACUCAGCGAACCGCUAAAGGAGGCGAUAGUUAGCUUUAACUGCCGUAGCCUGGUGGCUCACAUGCCGCUGUUUGCUAACGCGGACCCUAACUUUGUGACGGCGGUGCUGACCAAGCUUCGCUUCGAGGUGUUCCAGCCCAAUGACUUAAUCAUCCGUGAGGGCACGAUGGGACGCAAGAUGUACUUCAUCCAACACGGACGAGUCGGCAUACUCACCCGCGGAAACAAGGAGACCAAACUCAGUGACGGGUCCUACUUUGGGGAGAUCUGUCUGUUGACUCGGGGCCGGAGGACGGCGAGCGUCAGAGCGGAUACGUACUGUCGUCUCUACUCCCUCAGCGUGGACAGCUUCAACGAGGUCCUGGAGGAACACCCCAUGAUGAGGCGGGCCUUCGAGACCGUUGCCGUCGACCGGUUGGACCGCAUCGGUAGGAAGAACUCUAUCCUGAUGAGGAAGUCGUCCCAGGCGGGUUCCAUGGCGGGGGGCAGCGGUUUGGGGCGUGGGGGUCGAGGAGGAGGGGGGGCGGGGCUAGCCAUGGGGGGGCUGGGCUCCUGUGACAGCAUGCUGGUUCAGCAGAUCGUUAAACACGACAGCAUGCCAGCCAUGCAGGAGGCCAUCGCUGCUGCCGCUGCUGGAAGGGGGGGGGCCACGGGAGGAAGUGGUACGGUCUCCCCUAGGCCCCACCCACUGAUCUGGGCUCCACUGAUCCACGCUCCGCUCCAGACAGCGGCCGCUACGACUAACGUGGCCAUCGCCCUCAUGCACCAGCAGCAGCAGCAACAGCAGCUACAACAUCAACUACAGCAGCAACAUGCGCUAGGGGGCGCUAUAUUCUUCCCCUCCAUCUCUCCAUCACCUUCCGUCUCCUUCCCUCUCUCCCCCCCGCGGCCCCCUGUCCUGCAGCCCCUGCGCCCCUCUGUGAGUUCCCUCAUUGGGAUGAUGGGGGUAGGAGGGAUGGGAGGGGGAGGGCUGUCCCCUAGAGGGGGGUUUCCUGCCUUCCCCUCCCCCUCGCCCUUCCCCAUGGCCCCCCCGGGAGGUGUGAUAUCAUCCCCUGUUGCUCAAACCCCACCCACACCGGCCUCCUCUGUCCCCACGUCGGUCCAAUUAGGAAGGACCCUGCACUACAGUCUCCGCCUCCACCCGGAACACCCUUCAGUGAUGGGUGGAACCCCAGGAAUCCCCAAGGUAGGAGGGGCCACCACACCACAUCUGUUCUACCACGUGAAUCCAACUGCAGCCACCAGUGUCAUGUCAGACACUUGCAGUUCCAUGGCUGGCCAGCAGGGGGCCAAGGAGGCACUGUUGCGUCACGGAGGAGGCAGCAACCAGGGCCUGCCUGCACUGGGGAGGCUCACCCAGGAGGCCAGACUCCGCUCCGCCUCGCAGCCCACCCUGCCUCAUCGAUCCUGGGCAAGCAUGCAGCCUCACCCCCCUCUCCAGCGGAAGGCCUCUGGAGGUAACCUGCUGCCAGCCUCGUUCCUGGCUGGGACGCAGCUAACCAGGGGUGGCAGUGUGGGGGUGUUGACUACUCCCCUACCAGUCCAAGUCCCAGCACAACGGUUACAGAUGCCCCCCUUCAAUGCACAGACACAAGCACAGACCCUGGGCUCUAUACAGACCCUCCCUGAUCCUGUCUCUACACACUGCCCUGCACACACACACACAGCCACACACACACAUCCCAUCACUGUACCUGCAGCCACACCCACCUCAGCUUCUCCCCUGGCCUCCUACUCUUCCUCCCCCAAACAAACCCCCCUCUCCUCUGCCACCCCCUCCCCUGCUCCCACUCCUUCCUCCCUCACCCCAGCCCUGCCACUGACCCCUCGCCCCAAACCCACCCCUACACCCCCAGCUCGCUCCUCCUCUCCUCCCCCCUGCUCCAUCCCUCCCUCUGCCGGAACUACUCCCCUCACCUCAACCGCUCGCUCCAAACCCAUCCCUACACCUCCCCCUCACUCUUCUUCCCCCUCUCCCUCCUCCACUCCCCCUCCCUCCUCUGUAACCACCUCUUCCCCCCUCACCUCAACCCCUCGCUCUAAACCCAUCCCUACACCUCCCCCUCGUUCUUCUUCACCCUCUCCUUCCUCCACUCCCCCUCCCUCCUCUUCCUGUUCCCACUCAGAGCCAAACCCUAACCGCAACCCCCACCCCAGCUGCAACCCCCACCCCAGCCGCCACUUCCACCCUAGCCCCAACCUCAACCUUGAUUCCCACUCCUUCUUCCACCCCGCUGUGAUCCCUCACAGACCUCCAACCUGCCCCAGGAGUCUCUAUAUCAACAUGCCCACCCCGGCCCUCCUUCCCUCCCACCUCGCUGCGACAGACACUGCCGCUGGCCUAUCGCACCGUGGCCGAACCCCCUGUGCCCUGCCCACCCCAGCGGUCCCUCUCCAGCCCCGCCAGAGCCAAUCCGCAGCGGGGUGUAAGUAG